This is a messenger RNA of Entamoeba invadens IP1, 843 nucleotides long. RefSeq lists its product as hypothetical. NCBI's taxonomy places the organism in Eukaryota, Evosea, Mastigamoebida, Endamoebidae. The transcript has a single exon. The record is from RefSeq and is a predicted model, not a curated record. Bases 1 to 843 code for a protein of 280 amino acids.
AUGCUUUUGAUGAGUUUGUUAUUCAUCGCUGGCACUAUUGUGAUUACUGUUCUUAUCAUUUCUUUGUGUGCAUACACAACAAAACCAACUGGGUACACUCGCAUUGAUCCCGACAGGUACCAACGACAGGAAUUGACAUUUUCGGACAUGGUAGCACGUAUCAAAACACUCCACGCGCGCCCCUUGGCGAAAACAUCUGUUGCAAUAGAUAUUCCUCGUCUUGUCUCAAAAUUGGUUAUUUCAAAUGCCGAUGGAGUUGUUGCGGACGGCCCAGAGAUAUCCACAUCACACGACAACGACACAUACCCAAUGGAGAAGACAACCAAAGAGGUUGUUUCUCUGCUCACGUUAGCCACAGAAGGAGAGAUCAAACAGAGUAAUUUUGUUCAAACUUUCGACGACGUCUUCACAUAUGUUAAAAACAACGGGAAUGGUGACUGUGGCACACUCUUUGCAAAAGUUCUCCAACAAGUUUUCACUGAGGAUUCUCUUACAUUGUGUAUUAUGAAAACAUUCACUCAAGCACUUUUUGCAGCUGCUGUGGAGUUUUUAUUACCAUUGAGAUUAAAGCACUCAUAUCACGACGGGCACACUGGGUGGAGAAUAUCUGUUAAAUUGGAAAAAGAAGAAAUUAUAGUUAAACACAUAAAAGGGGAAACUAGCUAUAAACCAGACGCCUUUACGUUCGAGUGGAGUUUAUUGUAUAUCAUCGACACUGCUAACCAUACAAUCAAAAAUGUUUCGUUGUCUGUGUUUAAUAUACAAUUCAAGGACUACCCCACUGCUCUUCAAACGGAUUUCUAUACUAUGGUCGAAAAAAUAAAUAACUCAGCUCAUCUGUGA